CGAGUCCUUUACACUGCACACCAGCAAGAGGAGGAAACUGCAGCUGUUACUUAAUACGCUGCCUUUUGAUGACUUGCUUUGCAUUUGGACACUUGUAGACCAGAUCUUUUGGCUGUUUCAUUAGAGAGCGGGCGAGCCUCUGGACUCAAACUCUGAGAGAGAACAAGACUCACCUGGACACAGUGGUGGAUAGCCUUCCUGCAACUGUUCAUUCCAACACAACAAAAACUAGUUCUUAUCACCACUACAUUCGCCAGCCGAGCAGAUCACAAGCAGGCUCCAAUUUCUGCGCUGUGAAAUUGAAUCAGAGGAACGGCGAGGCAAAACAGCAGAGGCAUUGUGUCCCUGCAAUUGAAACACUAACCGAAAAUAUCAAAGACCAUCCUGGACAAAGCGUUCCUCUCAAACAUCACCUGUUGGUCCAAAAUCUGCUGUUGAAGUAGAAAGUGAUCAAAAGCUGCACAACACUCAGAGGAGAGGGAAGCAAAGGUGAGCCUACACAAGGGCAAAGGAUUGCGUACAGGUGUCGGGGCUGCCAUGGUGUGUGGAGGUGGCGUGGCAGCAGCUCCGUCCUGCUGGGGCCUUUGGGCAUUUAGCGCCCUGUCACUGGUGGCACUGUGCUUGUCAGACCAAGCCAUCCGUUGCCCGGUGUGCUCCGAGGAGAGGCUGGCCAGCUGCCGUCUGCCGGACGGCUGUGAGGAGACGGUGCGGGAGCCCGGCUGUGGCUGCUGCCCCACCUGUGCCCUGCCAAAAGGGACUCACUGUGGCGUCUACUCGCCCCGAUGUGGCACGGGCCUCCGCUGCUACCCGCCGCGUGGCGUGGAGAGGCCACUGCACUCGCUGAUGCACGGCCAGGGGGUGUGCACUGAUGAGAGAGAGGUGGAGGACAACUCAGCUAUGGACAGGCAGGAUGAGAUCAUCCCCGAACACCCAAACAACAGCAACAUCCGGUGCAGUCCACAGGACAAGCGCUGCAUUCAGAAGACCCUGGCACGACACCCUCCCAAAUCCACAAAUCAGCGAAGCAACACCGCCAGAGAUGAGACUAAGGCGGCGCUGGCUCCAUGUCGUGCUGAGCUACAGAGAGCGUUGGACAGACUGGCGUCAAACAGCCGCACACACGAUGAUCUCUUCACGAUCCCCAUACCCAACUGUGACAAGAACGGAGACUUCCACGCUAAACAGUGUCAUCCUGCGCGCGACGGCCUGCGAGGAAAGUGCUGGUGUGUGGAUCAGAAGACGGGCAUGAGGCUGCCGGGCCCGCUGGAGCUGCGAGGGGAUCUGGACUGCCACCAGUUAAUGACUGCGACCCUGAGGGAUUGAGGAGUGGAGGGGCUGUGGGGGUGCAGGACCAGCUGGAUUCUACUGGUGCUCCUUAGUAGAACUACACGAGGAAAGGACUUCGCUCUAAAGCCUCGCUUCACCUGAGGCCAACGGUACUUGAGCCUGCACAACAAAAAGGAAACCAUUGAAUUGAGUUAUUUUGCUAUUUUGUUUUCUGUGUGUGAGAGUAUGUGAGUUUCUUGAGCAUUUGUUGUGUAUUGUUUCUACUACGUGACCUUAAGACCGAUAGUCUUUAGACACAUGCGCUUUAAAGUUUCAGGUGGCAAAAAAAAAAAAAAAACCUUCCACAGAUUCAGUUUAAUUGUGAUCUUUGUUAGAGAGCAACAUGUGUUGUUUUCUCGAGUGUAACUUCAGUAGAGUAUUGUAAAAAGUAGGAAAAUGCAUCAACCCCACCAGAUAAUCAGACCUGACACACACCAGGAGCUGUUAGCACUAGAUCAGUUGGAAUUACUGCAUCAGGACAAUCCAGAAAGAUGAUCAAUUAAAGGAUUGUGUACUCGUUUUUACAAACUUUGUGUAAUUGGUUGUAACAUGUGGCUCUUAUUCUACUGUCCUAUAUGUCGUAAACCCCACCCAUCUGGUAAGUGGGUUAAAACAAAGCACAACAUGUGCCUGCAAACACAAAGUCUAGUUCAGAGACGACACAAGAGUAGCAAUAAAAGACGGGAUGAGAACAGAUCAAACAACAAAGAAACAGGGGGGAAAGGAAUGCAACAAUCCCCUGGCUCGAGUUACCAAAUGAUAAGCCAAAAGCUUUUCACAACAUCAAGACCAAAGUGAAAAGUGAGAUUCUUUUUUGAACAACUGUAUCUCUGAAAGGCCAGAAUAGAUUUGUUUCAUCGCCCUGUGGUUAACUCUGCUUCCUCUCCGUCAUCGUGGUGCGGAGGGACCGGCAGCAUAGCAGGGCUGGAAACUCUGUGCACUGCUGAUAGGGUAAUCUUACUUCUCCAGCUGGUGCGAAGAUGCCAGUGUGACCUUCAUGUUCAUAUGAAUAUGCUUCAACAUACAGGAUUUCUUUCCAAACAGACUGCUUGGCAGAACUUUGGUGGUGCUAUAUACUGAUUGUGCCAAAAUAACAAAAUAAAAAAAGGCUUCUGCACUUUUGGGUAUUGUUUAGGAUUGGAACAGAAGACUGGGAUUUUCAGGAAGUCGAGCAAUUAGCAUAAGCAAACGUGAGGAUCACCUAAAUGUGUGACCAUCUGCACUAGCUAUUGGCCAAGGCUGCUUUCAAUGUGUGUUUUUAAUGUUAAAUAUGAAAGUGACACCUCACAUGUAAAUUGUAAGCGUGAUGCGUCUUAAAUAUGAACGCAGAGUAAUAAGAGUUAAUGAUUAAGCACCUGGCAGCAUAGCAACUCCUAGUUAACGUGAAGCUUUGUAUGGAGGAGGUGGAGCAGUAAAGAUAGCAUAAUGUUUACGUGGUACCCAGAGUUUCUUCUGUUAAUCUGACAACGGUAGUUUUCAGUUUCCAUAUCGUCUGUAGGGCAUCAUAUUAAUAAUUAAAGGAGUAUACGACCAGUGUAAGUGACAUAGCUAAUCAUCAAACAUUUUAGAUACUGUAGGCGAGACUGGUUCUUAUAGCAGUUUGAUUGUACAGGUGGCGUGCAUUAUGAGUUCAGCGCAGAGUUCCAGGUUUAAGCUAACGCUGGUGUUUGUCACUAGCAGAUAUGAACAGCUGCUCUGUUCCACAGCAGACUUUGCUCGAGCACAAAUUCAUCAUGUGUGAUUAUUAGUGUUGCUGUCCCACACAGAAAACCAUAAAUGUCAACCUAACAAAUCGUUUGUGUGUAGAUUACAGUGCAGUAAUAACACUUUUGUUGAAAAUAAUAAAAUAAUAACGACAGAUAUUUACAGCUACUUUCACAAAAGGGACUUUUGGUUCUUUCUAUGUCUCAACAUUUCUGACGCUGGCGUAUAAGGGCCAUUGCAGGUUUAAAAAUAACAAUAAUUACGGAGCAGGUUUUUUUUCUCAGAAUAUUAUCCAUAUUCUGUGGAACUUCCGAGAUUAAAGUCGCAAAUUUCCGAGAAAUAAACGUAUGAGAAAAUAAAUAGGAACAUAGUGUUUUUUUGUUCACUUUACAAGGAGGCAUAGACGUCAUCACGCCACAGACGGUAAACAGGGAAUAUCAUUUGAUCAAGUUAACAAGUGCUGAAGUAUGUGGUGUGAGGACGUCGAUCCAACAAAACACUAUUCCACACAGAAAUUAAAAAGUAUUUUUGGUUAUUUUUAUUAUACAUUUUUGCACAAUUUUCCAUAUUGAAUUUGGUCUAACCUUUUACUAAAAUGCUGUAGUAUAUGCAUAUAUAAAUGGUGAGUCUGAGAAAAGCAAAAUCCUCUAAUUAUGAUGCUUCACUCUUUUGGUUUUUGUGCAUGGUAAUGAAACAUAACUUCCAGGUUGCUCCCCCAGUAAUCUCAACCCAGCUAACUGAGGACAGUUAUGGACCAGCCCAUUCCUAAAAUUAAUCUGACAAAUACCUUUAUCAUCUGACUGAGGAUUUGUUAUACGUGUCUUCAGUGCAUCCUUCUACUAUUUGUACACCUAGACACUUGGAGGGUGAAUUAUUACUGCACUUUGUCUUCUUUCAUUUAGCUACAAAACUCUAAUUUGGAAAAACAUUUUUUACAAAGAUUUACAACGAUGUUUCCAUAAAUUCUCAUCCUAUAAGGUUAGUCAUAAUAAACUAUUCAAAUACAUUUUUUAUUUAUUUUCCUGCCUCUGUGUUGGCCUUGUUAUUUUAUCAUAUAUAAUAUGAAUAUGAAUUACAUGCUUUUGGUUCCCAGUUUCUAACAACUCAACAUACUGUGAGGAAUUUAAUCUUAUCACUGAAGCCAACGGUCAAGCUGCUGAAAACAGUGUAUUUCCACCUGAUGACCACUAUUACGAUAUUAAGAAAUGUAUCCAAAGGUAGUUCACCCAAACACAGACGGAUAUAUAGAAGGUGUUAUGGGUGGAGAAUCAUGCUACAACUAAAAAAUGUCAAAAACUAAAUAUCCUGAAUCUCGUUCCAAAGACAAAGUUUCUGGCGACAUCAAUACUCAUUCAGUGAACUGCAUGCACACAAAUAAGUUCCAGCUAAAUCCUAUCUUAUCAUUCAGUAUCUAAUGAAGUGUAACUAAACACAUUUAUCUGGUAACUGUAAUCGCUGAGAGCCUUCUAACUACAUAAACUGUGUAUUUAAGCUAAAUUACGUCGCUUGAUCUCUGACUUUGCUGUACUGAACUGUCAUUUCUCGACAAUAGACUGUUCCUUUGAUAUUAUCUAGUGAUGUGUAGAAGAUAUGAAGUAAUGUUUGCAUGCAUACAAAUGGACUGGGGACUAAGGUCUUGUGUAUCUUGUCCAGAACAGGACCCUUAUACUAAAACACUGAAGUGAUCAAAGAACUGAAAUAUAAAGUUUCAACUAAUGAAAUGAUCAGUCAUAUUGUAAAUGUUUACCUGAUGAAAAUGUACACAUUGUAAUACAUCAAUUAAAACACUUUAGAAACUA
Messenger RNA from Cottoperca gobio, 4829 nucleotides. Its product is annotated as insulin-like growth factor-binding protein 4. The record is from RefSeq and is a predicted model, not a curated record. Gene Ontology annotation, cellular component: extracellular region. The transcript has 4 exons. Gene Ontology annotation, biological process: regulation of insulin-like growth factor receptor signaling pathway. Lineage: Eukaryota; Metazoa; Chordata; Actinopteri; Perciformes; Bovichtidae. Gene Ontology annotation, molecular function: insulin-like growth factor I binding; insulin-like growth factor II binding. The coding region runs from base 538 to 1323 and encodes 261 amino acids.